GUUUGCGCGGCAAAGUCGACUAUGGCUUUGGCUCUGAGGCCAAGAGGGCCCUGGCGGAGAUGCGCAUGGUGACGGAGGUGGCCAAGGAAAUGGGCUGGCCGCUGGAGCAGGUCUUCGGUGGGUACUGCCAUGCAGACAGCUGGAAGGCCAAACGGGAGGAGCGGGCCAUGUUGUUGAGUGACCUCGCCAGGGUUCUCCACGCAUGCUACCCCGACGUAACUUUACAGGCCGUCCACCAAUUAUGGUGCCUUACUGUGGAGGAUCAGGUAACUGGUCUCAAGUGGCAUGAGCUUCAGAAUUUUUACGUGAAGGAUGGGCAACAAGUCGUCCCGCUUGAAGUGGGCUACUGGGAGUCUGGGCAUGUUCCCCUUCAUGAAGCAGUCCCGCCUGAGACGGGCGGUUGGGGUUCUGGGGAUGCUGCUCUUCAACAAGCAGGCGGCCUGGAUUUUGGGGAUGUUGCCCCUGAACAUGCAGUUGCUGUGCCGGUGGUGGGCGCAGUGACAACUUCAGAGACGGAGGUGGGAGCAGAAGCGGUCAAGGUCACUCAAAAGAGGAAGGCGGAAGAAGAGGAAGAAGAAGUUGCACGUAUGCAGAAAGCCUUCCGACGCCGGAUGAAAGAGGCUGAACAUAAUUUUAACCAAGUCCUGGAGCAGAAAGCUGAAGAAAUUCAGAAGCUGCAGAGAAGACAACUGCGGAAUGGGUGCAUCCUCUGUGGCGAAGCCGCUGACUGGACAUUCAUUCCCUGUGGGCACACCAUGUACUGCCGACAUUGCCGAAAGAAGGCAGCAGAUAAAGAUCCUAAAAAUUCUACUCAUUGCGGUUGCUGCAGACUGCGCAUCACAGGUGGAGUUAGGAGCAUCCUAUCUGGUUGGGACUAG
This is a messenger RNA of Symbiodinium pilosum, 878 nucleotides long. Lineage: Eukaryota; Dinophyceae; Suessiales; Symbiodiniaceae. The record is from the annotation of a GenBank genome assembly.